Papilio polytes (common Mormon) is the source of this 5501-nucleotide messenger RNA. It is a transcript of the gene FAM21, whose product is annotated as WASH complex subunit FAM21. The coding region runs from base 308 to 4210 and encodes 1300 amino acids. The transcript is spliced from 12 exons. NCBI's taxonomy places the organism in Eukaryota, Metazoa, Arthropoda, Insecta, Lepidoptera, Papilionidae. The record is from RefSeq and is a predicted model, not a curated record.
AGUUUAAUUAAAUAAAAUUUUAACCAAUCAGAAUAACAUUUAGUUCUAUCUACAUUACAGUGCAUUUAUUACAUUGGUUUAACGCAAAUGAAUGGAAUGCGUGGAAGUUUUAUAUUUAAAAUGUUGUUAAAAACGUAGUGAAAUGAUUAUGUUUUGUGAAUUCUAAGUGUCGUCUAAUUACUUUUUCUAGUUUGAAACGUAAAGGAUAGAAUGUGUUAGUAGAAAGUGAAACAUAUAAUUAUUUGAGAUAAAAUCGCUACACAAUACAGCCUUUCUAAGAGUAAUGUUGUAAAUUGCGUAGAAAACAAUGGAUAAAGCUAACACUGCAUCAUUGCGCAGCAUGGCUCCUCACUGGAGCCUUGCUGGAGAUAAGCAGCUUCUCAACAUCUUACAAGAUAUUCAUCAGAAAAUAAUGUCUCGAUGUCAAGAAACAAAUACAAAAUUGGAGGAAAUGACGAAUGCACUUGAUGGCGCUAAUAUUGAUCUACAGAAUGUCAACAACAAGUUUAUGGCCCUGAGCAAUAGUCAGUUUAUUGAAAGUAGAGUUUACGAAGAUGAAAUAAUUGUUACUAAUGAGGAUAUCAAAAGUAAGCCGCAAACUACAAAGGACCCAGAGUCGGAAAUGUCAAACUUAAAACAAAGUCUAAAGACAUUGGAGUCAAUGCACAAGUGUGUCAGAAUACUGAACAGUGAGAGUGAUUCUGACACAGAUGAUGAUGAUGGAAGAAUGGUAUUCAAACCAAAGGAUUUAUAUUUGCAUAGACCUUUGCCUCAUAUCAUAGGAUCUGAGGCGUGGAAGAGAAAAUGGCAUGCUGGUCUGAUAGCAGAAGACAGUGACAGCGAUAGUUCCACAUCUAAAGCGUGCGAGGCUCAGCCAGACCAGUACUCGCAGUCGGAAUCUGAUUCCGAUGUACCAACAGACAGACUGAAUAUACCACAGAGAACGAUAUCAUCAAGUAGUAGUAUGGUGGAGUCAGAGCGCAGCGGCCCGCCGCCAGUCAGUCAAGCGAACAUCGCGGCUGAGUUAGCAAGAAAAUUAGGGGGAAACUUACCUGAGAUCCCAGUGAGAACGAUGGAACCGGAAUUAAUAAAACCACAGCCAAUUCCAGCUCACGUUUAUAAACCACAAAAACCUCCAACUUCUACAAUAUUCUUCGACGAACCUCCUCCUCUGGAUGAUACUUACCAAUCAGAUGGAGAUGAUUCCAACGAUGAAGAUGACAUAUUUGCGGAGUUACACCAAAAUAAACCAACUGUCGGUACAAGUAAAGAUCAAAGUCAAUUAAACGAAGAUUUAUUUGGUGACCUAAACAAUUCUAGUAGUAAAGAUGAUGAUUUAUUUAACACUGAACAAGAAACUAUUAAACAGAAUGUGGAGGAACCUGAACGUGUUAAAGAUAAGAAACCAAUCGGCGGAAUCUCAGUUUUUGGAUCUCUUAAAGGUACCGAAAGUAUUGGAGCUUCGAUUUUACAACGUAACCGAAAAACUUAUAGUUCAGAUGAAAGCGAUGAAGAAAUGUUCAAAAAUAAUCAAAAACCCACACAAGUUAAACAUACUGAAAAUGUACCAUCAGAAAAGCCAGAAACAGCAAUAAAGAAAUCGAAAAAUGAGAUACAAGAUGUAAUACAGAAACCAGAGACUAACGAAAAGAAACCUGAAAGAGACAUCUUGGAAGAUAUAUUCAGUAAAAAUAAGCCUAGUCAAAUUAAAAACAUAACGACAAAAACAAAAAAAGAAACAAUACCAAAAGAAAAUAAAGACCUUUUUAGUGACAACCUUUUCGAUGAUAUUGAUGAUAUUUUUUCAGACAAUAUUAAAGUACCUAUUAAAGAAGCUGAUAAAAAUCUAAAAUCAAUAUUUGACGAUGAUGAUGAUCUAUUUGCUAAUGUAACAGUUGCCAGUGAAACAACAAAUGCAUCUAAAAACACUAGUUAUGAAGCAAAACAAUUAUUUGAUAGUGACAAUGAUGAUUUGUUUUCUGAUAUUCCUAUAAAAUCUAAUAUCGAACCUUCUAUAAGUAAAGUUACAAUAAAUAAUGCAAUUAAAGAUAAGAAAAACGUUACAAGUAUUUUUGGUGAUGAUAGCGAUGAUGAUAUAUUUUCUAAAGUUCAAAAAGACGUAGUUAAUAAUAAACAAACCAUACAAACAAAUAGUAUAGAAAACAAAGAAUUACUAUUAAGUGAAGAUGAUGAUAAUAAUAAUCUAUUUUCUCCCACAUUACUUACAAAUAAAAAAGAUACACCGCCUAUUUAUAAUCUGCCAGAAAAUAAAUCUUCAGAAAAAGUAGAAGCUGGUGAAAUUAAAAAUAAUACAGCCCAUAACAAUCUUGCCAGUAAUCAUAAUGUAUUCCUGACUCCCCAAUCUACACAACAAACAACAGAACAAAGUCCAGCGUUAUUUGAUGAUGACGAAAUUAAUGAUUUGUUCAAGAACAACCAGAAAAAAGAAAACAAUGUUUUAGAUAGAGAAUCCAAUACAACCAAUGAAAUUAAAGAAAACAAAGACAUCUUAGAGGAAUUAGAUGAUACCAUUAUACCUGAAGUUAUUGAUAUAAGUGAAGAUAUUAAAGUAGAUAAUAUAUAUUCUCAGUGUCAAGAAGUAAUAGAUCCCCCAGAAAUAGAUAAUGAUCCCCCGUCUAAGAAUGAUCUAGAAAGUUAUGCAAAGGACUCUGCAAGUGUAAAGGUCGAAAGUGAUAGUGAUUUAUUCGCUACUAAAAUGGAAAAUACACCUCUGCCGUCAUUACCAACACGACAGUCUCCCGAAUCUGAUGUUUUCAACGAUAUGUUCACCGAUGUGCCUCCAGAAUUCGAAAAACCGAAAGAACCUAAAAAGAGUAAAAACAUCAACGCGCUAUUUGACGAUGAUUCCGACGACGAGGCGUUAUUUUUCAAAAAAGAUGAUGUGAUUUCCGAUGAAAAACCUGACGUAAAUUCCUUGAUUAAAGAUGAUAAUUUAUUUAGGAUAUUUAGUGAUGAACCUCCAGCUAUCGAUAUAGAUUUUCCACCAGAACCUAGAAAUGAAAUCAAUGAACCAGAGUUAUUCAAACAACUUGAAUCUGAAAUUCCUGUUUUAUGCAACCAACAAACAACAAUAGACGAUGAAUUAGAAACAAGUGCUUACAAAGAUAAAGUAAUUGAUGUAGAAGUGAAUGACGAUAUUGACAGUCCUAGAAAAUCUAUUGGAAAACUUAAACCUAUGAGUUUUAAUAUCAAUGUCAAUACGUUAUUACCAGGUGCUUCGCCAAAGAAGUCAAAACCUAUCGAAGAAACUGACGGAUCAGUGGUAUCUGUUCCAGAUGGUGACAAACAAACUGACAUAGAUGAACCAACACUUGUAAAAUCCGUCAGUUUUGAAGGUGACGCGGAUUCAGAGCUUCUUAACAAUAAACUUUCUAAAGAACGAGCUAAAAUUCAAGUAAAAAGACGACCAUCAACUAGAAGAGCUAGACGUGAGGCGGUUAAGAAAUCUGGAAUCGAUUUCGGUAGUACAGAUUCAACGGACAACUCUAGUUCAAUAGAUAGUCCAAAAAGUACAACUAAAACAGUCGAUAUAUCAAAUAAAACUAUUGAAAAAAGUACAGAAAGAGAUGUUAAAUCUAAAAUUGUAUAUAUUUUAAACGACGAAGACAUUUUUACCAACGUCAAGACGGACAAAGUCCCUGAUAUUGCAAGUACUCAAAAUUCUAAUGAAAUUUUCAAACAACCGGUUAAUAAUACUGCAGUUCUUGAUAAUGAUGAUAUAUUUAAACAAAUACAGUCUUCCAAAAUAGAAACUACUUCAAAUGCAUCCUUAACUAAAGAGAACAGACAACAUAACAUUGAAAAAGAAACUGUUAAUUCUUCCGUAAAAACAGAUAACUUCCAAAAAACAAAAAAUAAAGCGUCAAUAUUUGAUGAUAUGAGUGAUGAGGAAAGUGAGUUAUUUUGCAAUAAAAAACCAGUUGUUACGAAUACUAAAAAUAUAUUCGGAUCUGAUAGUGAUGAAGAGCUUUUUGGGAACAAUAGUAAGAAACCUGUAGAGUCUGUAGUAAAGAAAACGAAUAUUAAAGUGGAAGUAAAAAAGUCGCUUUUUGAUGACGACAGCGGAGAUGAUCUCUUUGGCGGCGGAAAAAGUACAGGACCAAGUUUAUCAAAAAAACCUAAAGAAGUCAAAUCAACGAAAACAGAAACUGUAGUUAAAGAUCCUUUAUCAAUGCUUUCUGAUGAUUAAUUAAUUUUAAAAGAAUUACUAGAACAAAAUAAAUAGCAAACUUAAACUAGCCGCCGACUCGUCCGGAGAUUUCAUUUCCAUUUGUUGUAUGAAACAUGUUAACUUAGGUUAUAUUUACUACUUAAGCGAAUUAAUGCAGGCAUGUUGUAGUGCCAAGAAUUAUAAAAAAAAUAAGUUAAAACGUCUAUUGUUGAAAUUUAUCUAUUUUUAAGAAAUAAAAGCAUCUAUUAUAAACUUAAGUGCAAUUGUCAAUCAUUCCAAUAUAACAAUGAGAUUUAUAAAUAUAUUUUAUAUAAAAAAGAAUAUUUUAUUGUAAAUAAAUGCUAAGGCGCUUGUUGAUUCUAAACAGUAUGGGGCAAAUUGGCUUUAAUCUUUUAUAAUAGAUUUAAAUUACAUUUUAUUAUAAACAAUAAACAAAAACAAUUCUAAAAUUUAUUGCUUGCAAAUUUUUUAAGGAUCUCAACUUUCUUAUUUUAACACUGAACUGUCAAAAAAAUAAACUAAAUGCGGUCAAUUUAUUUACUAAACUAGUAUUCUCUUUAUUUUUAACUAUUUACGGCUUCUUCAGACUUUUUCAUACAUCAAUAUAUGUACUUGUUAUAUAAUGAAAUAUAUGAAACGACUGCAGACUUCGGAUAUAACAUAUUAAACAUAAAAAAGUACAAUGAUAGACAAUAAAUGCUAUUCUUAUGCAAUCAAUUUUUAAAUUUAACAAUUCCUACUUUUAUGAUAAGAGUAUUAUUAAUUUCUUACCAACCAAUAUUUAAUCUGUACAUGUGUGUUAUAAAGAUUGUUCCAGAAACUGUAAAGCCAGUUACACACCUUUAGUUUUAACUGUAUAGUACAGUACACAUGUACGAUUUAACUACACAUAAUACUGAAGGUGUGUAGUGGAGUUUAAUAAAAUGUUAUAAUUUAAGGUUAGUUUCCACUGAUGUCGAGUUUUUCAAUGAUAAUGAUAUUUUUGUAUAAAUUCAAUAAGUGGAAACAAACGAAUAAAAUGCAAGGUUUUUAGUAAUAUUUUUUGGUCAAUUUACAAGAAUGCGCGUUUUUUCCAGUCUUAGACGCUUUCAAAGUGAACCAAAUUUCUGUACAAUUAUUUAUCAUGUCGUAAUUCAAAUGUUUUUUAUUUAUACCCAUAUCUAUUUUCCAAUUCCCCAACUCAUGAACUGCGAUACUGUUAUUGUUUUAUUAUGUGAUUGUUAUUAACAGAAUUUACUACGUAAAGUGCCUGUAUUUAUAUUAUAAUGCUGUAUGGUUUUGUUGAUAAUAAACGAUGCUUAUUGCUCCA